Molecule: messenger RNA, 1305 nt
Organism: Phragmites australis (common reed)
Lineage: Eukaryota; Viridiplantae; Streptophyta; Magnoliopsida; Poales; Poaceae
Product: transcription factor GHD7-like
Exons: 2
Coding region: 232-1089 (285 amino acids)
Biological process (GO): regulation of flower development
Cellular component (GO): nucleus
Molecular function (GO): protein binding
Source: RefSeq, a predicted model, not a curated record
CCUGCCCUAGCUCUCUCUCCCUGUCUUCUCCUCCACACAAGAACCCGGCCGAGCAUAUCAUUUGCUCGCCCGCGCAUGAGCGAACGAAGCAAGCGAGCGCGCAGAAGCAAACAAGUGGGGGAGAGAGAUAGGGAGCUCACAGACAACACACGGGGGGCUUGACGGGUUGUGGUGGGAGGAGGAGGAGGAGGAGUCAAGAGAGUGAGUUCGUGCGGCGACGUCGUACGUGGGAUGUCGGCGUCGUCGGGCGCCGCGUGCCGCGUGUGCGGUGGUGGCGGGGGCGUGGGGGAGUGCGCGUGCCAUGGAAAUGGAGUCGGCGGCGCGCGGUGCGGGGUCGCGGUCGCGGACCUUAACCGCGUGUUCCCCGGGAUGUGGCAGCAGGCGGAGGAGGAGCUGGGUGUCGUCGGCAGCGGCGGCGCGGCGGCGGCGGCGGUCGGGCUUCAGGAGUUCCAGUUCUUCGGGCACGACGAGGACCACGACAGCGUGACGUGGCUGUUCCAAGACCCGGAGCCCCACCUGCACCGCGGGCUGGCGCCGGCGGCGGUCGGGAACGGGGUGGCCGAGGCCGAGGCCGAGCAGCGGCGGCAGGGGCAGCAGACGCCGACUUUUUUCGACGGGUACGCGCACGCGCAGUACGGCCAGCUGCCGGGCCACGGGCUCACAUUCGACGUCCCGCUGAGCCGGGGCGGCGAGGCGGCUGUCUUGGAGGCCGGACUGGGGCUCGGCGGCGGCAACCCGGCGACGUCCAGCGCCACAAUCGUGUCCUUCCACGGGAGCACCUUCACUGACGCCGCGAGCUCCGUCCCGGGAGAGGUGGCGGCAAACGGUGGCGUCGUCCCAAGCUGCGCAGACCCGGCGAUGGACCGGGAGGCAAAGGUGAUGAGGUACAAGGAGAAGCGGAAGCGGAGGCGGUACGAGAAGCACAUCCGGUACGCGUCCCGCAAGGCCUACGCCGAGAUGCGGCCGCGCGUCAAGGGCCGGUUCGCCAAGGCGCCCGACGGCGAAGGCGCCGCGCCGCCGCAACAGGCGGCCGCGGCCGCGGCAGGCUACGACACCGGCCGGCUCGACCUCGGAUGGUUCCGUUCAUAGCAAAUACGUACUUACCCCGGCCGGAGCAUUAGCUAGCUAGCCUAGGCCAUUGGUGAUUGGUUAAUUACUUAACUUAGAUAUAUACAUAUGCACGCAUGUAUUGGUGAUAAAUCUCGAUUACUAUAGCUAGCACUGAAGCAUAUACACCCGUAUUUGUACUACUAGUAUAUAGCACAGUGACAAGUUUACGUUGCAUUACGUAGCUUGCGUAGAGAA